Molecule: messenger RNA, 1416 nt
Organism: Hansenula anomala
Lineage: Eukaryota; Fungi; Ascomycota; Saccharomycetes; Phaffomycetales; Wickerhamomycetaceae
Gene: MAS1
Product: mitochondrial processing peptidase
Exons: 1
Coding region: 1-1416 (471 amino acids)
Cellular component (GO): mitochondrion
Molecular function (GO): metalloendopeptidase activity; metal ion binding
Source: RefSeq, a predicted model, not a curated record
AUGCUACGUGGAUUAACUCUUAGAAGAGCCCUGAAUGUGGGUAGAACCUCUUUCAGAAGAACUUUGGCUUCUGUCGCUACUGAAUUACCAACUACUCAAACUUCAACUUUACCAAACGGAUUAACCGUUGCCUCUGAAUAUAUUCCAAAUUCUUCAACUGCUACCGUUGGUAUAUGGAUUGAUGCUGGUUCAAGAGCUGAAAAUGCUGAAAAUAAUGGUACUGCUCAUUUCUUAGAACAUUUAGCUUUCAAAGGUACCACCACAAGAUCUCAAUUAGCCCUUGAAUUAGAAAUUGAAGAUUUAGGUGCCCAUUUAAAUGCUUAUACAUCAAGAGAAAACACUGUUUAUUAUGCUAAAUCUACUGAAAAUGAUAUACCUAAAGCUAUUAACGUCUUAUCAGACAUUUUAACAAAAUCAACAUUAGAACCAAAAGCUAUUGAAAGAGAACGUGAUGUUAUAAUAAGAGAAUCUGAAGAAGUUGACAAAAUGUAUGAUGAAGUUGUUUUUGACCAUUUACAUUCAAUUUGUUAUAAAAAUCAACCUUUAGGUCGUACAAUCUUGGGACCUUUGAAAAACAUCAAAACAAUCAAAAGAGAUGAUUUGAAAAAUUAUAUUGGUAAAAAUUACGCAGCUGAUAGAAUGGUUUUAGUUGGUGCUGGUUCAGUUAAUCAUGAACAAUUAGUUAAGUUUGCUGGUCAAUAUUUUAAUCAUUUAGUUCCAUCACCAAGUAAACUACCUUUAGGUUCCCCUCGUGGUGAAAUCCCAGUUUUCCAUGGUAAUGAAAUUAAAAUCCAAGAUGAUUCCAUCCCAAAUACUCAUUUAGCAAUUGCUGUUGAAGGUGUUAGUUGGUCUGGAGCUGAUUAUUUCACAGCCCUAGUUACACAAUCAAUUGUGGGUAAUUGGGAUAGAUCAUUGGGUACCGGUUCAAACUCUCCAUCACAAUUAGCAUUAGCCGUUGCAAAUGGUGUUAAUGGUAAUGGUGAACCUUUAGCUAACUCAUAUAUGUCUUUCUCAACAAGUUAUUCAGACACCGGUUUGUGGGGUGUCUAUUUAACAGCUGAUAAAAAUGCUAAUUUAAAAUUAGUCCUUGAUGAAAUUGUUAAAGAAUGGAAUAGAUUGAAAAGAGGUGAUAUAACAGAUGAUGAAAUCCAAAGAGCAAAAGCACAAUUGAAGGCAUCAUUGUUAUUAAGUCUUGAUGGAUCAACUGCUAUUGCUGAAGAUAUUGGUAGACAAAUUGUCACCACUGGUAAAAGAUUGAGCCCUGAAGAAGUAUUCCAAAAAGUUGAUGUGAUAAAUAAAGAAGAUGUUGUCAACUGGGCCAACUAUAGAUUAAAAGAUAAACCUGUUUCCAUUGCAGCUGUUGGUCAUGUUUCAAGUGUACCACCAGUGAGCCAGGUCACAGAAGCUCUAUACUGA